AUGGUCUCUACUGUCCACGAGACGAGAGAACACUCUGCGGGCAUGGUCUCUACUGUCCACGAGACGAGAGAACACGCUGCGGGCAUGGUCUCUACUGUCCACGAGACGAGAGAACACGCUGCGGGCAUGGUAUCUACUGUCCACGAGACGAGAGAAUACGCUGCGGGCAUGGUCUCUACUGUCCACGAGACGAGAGAACACGCUGCGGGCAUGGUCUCUACUGUCCACGAGACGAGAGAACACACUGAGAGCAUGGUCUCUACUGUCCACGAGACGAGAGAACACACUGAGAGCAUGGUCUCUACUGUCCACGAGACGAGAGAACACACUGAGAGCAUGGUCUCUACUGUCCACGAGACGAGAGAACACACUGAGAGCAUGGUCUCUACUGUCCACGAGAUUAGAGAACAAAUAUCGAUUAUUAUCACCGCAAGAAAUUAA
Messenger RNA from Procambarus clarkii (red swamp crayfish), 441 nucleotides. NCBI's taxonomy places the organism in Eukaryota, Metazoa, Arthropoda, Malacostraca, Decapoda, Cambaridae. The record is from RefSeq and is a predicted model, not a curated record.